AUGUUUCUCCAAAUCGAUGCAGCUAAUACUAAUCCAUUUCAAAAUAUUUGUAAUAUUUCAGGACAAGAGUUGGAAUGCAUUUCUGUGAUAUUGAAAGCCAGAGAAGUCAGCUCGCGUCGCUUCCACAGCCUGAAAACCUCAUCCGAGCCGCUUGUCGAUGUGAAAGGUAUGGCUGACCGCAUUAUUUCUAUGCGAACUCAACUGCGGGAUCUGCUGGCCAAGGAGGGAUCUAAACGCAAUUGGCAGCACAUAACUGAUCAAAUUGGAAUGUUCUGCUACACUGGAAUCAAUCCUCAACAGGUGAGUACACAGGCAUUUCUACAGAAGGCGUAUCGUGUGACAUAG
This is a messenger RNA of Cooperia oncophora, 345 nucleotides long. The record is from the annotation of a GenBank genome assembly. Lineage: Eukaryota; Metazoa; Nematoda; Chromadorea; Rhabditida; Trichostrongylidae.